Molecule: messenger RNA, 2226 nt
Organism: Salmo salar (Atlantic salmon)
Lineage: Eukaryota; Metazoa; Chordata; Actinopteri; Salmoniformes; Salmonidae
Product: ubl carboxyl-terminal hydrolase 18
Biological process (GO): protein deubiquitination
Cellular component (GO): nucleus; cytosol
Molecular function (GO): cysteine-type deubiquitinase activity
Source: RefSeq, a predicted model, not a curated record
AUACAUUAUUGGUAAAAAAACAAGUGACUGGGUCCAAAAAUCGGACGUGUCCUUGUAUCCAUUCGGGUCUGCUUUCUUUUUUUAUUUUAAAUGACCAGGUCUGUUCGGAUCCGGGUCUGAUUGUCCUCGUUCGGGUCUGGGACUAAUGUUUUGGACCUGUGAAGUAGGGCGUCAUUUGGGUAUGGCAGAGUAUGGCAGUCACCAUAUCCUACCUAGCUCACCACCAACAAUUUAAAAUUGGCAACUAAAAUCAUUCCAAUCCCAAUUAAAAGGCAAAUCCAGUUUAGCGGUAUUAGAGGGCUGGCUUUAGGAACAUGCGGAGGGCUCAGAGCAGGGCGGGAAGGCUGUUUGCCCGGUUAGCUAGCUUUAGGACUAUGGUUAGCUGGCUUUAGGACGAUGGACAGAGAGAGCAUUGACACAGUUCUCCAGAGAACAGUGCAGAUCUGGAAGAUAGCUAGGUUUAGGAAAUGACGCCCCUGCCAUGAAGACCUCAACCCCUGGGAGCUUCAUCCUCAUUCUCCGCUGAAGAAAUGACAGUUUGAUCAGGGAGGUGCCCGGACCCCUUGGACUAAUUAACUCAACAACAGUAGUCCAACAAUAGACCAACUAAAACGAUAGCCCUGAUGGCACGAAGAAUGUUCUCAAAGUGCUGCUGUAGUUGGAGUCUACCUAUCGGGAGUAGGUCAGAAGGCCUAAGAGGUCUGAUGAACUAUGGCCUGUCAUGCUGUGUGAACGCUCUGCUGCAGUCCUUCUCUGCCACCUGGGAACUGGUAGAUCUGCUAAAAGGGUGGAACCCAGUUGACAAGGAGAGUGUCCCUCUGUAUCUGAGGAAGGUGCUACUAGCCAUGCAGAGUGACCAAUCCCAGCCUGCUCCUCAUCAAGACUUCCUGCGCUGCCUGGACAGAAAUUACAUCUGCUUCCAUGUUCAACAGGAUGCAGAUGAGGUAUUCCUCUCCAUUCUAAACCUUAUCCAACAACAGAUGAGUGACAAGGCCUUGGCUCAGGAGAUUCACUCUCUGUAUAAGGUUACCGUGGAGACAUACCUUCAGUGUCUAGAAUGUACAUACAUCGAAACUGGGACCAGCUUUCUACUCAGCCUCCCCAUGCACAUAAGUGAGAGCCAUGACUCCCUGGAGGACUGUGUACGGUUCUUCUUCAAGCUUCAGGAGCUAAGGGAUGGAGAUAAGUGCUACUGUGAAAAGUGUGGAGAGAAGAAGCCAUUCAAACAGGGCUUCAAACUCAUCUCCCUGCCCCCUGUCUUGUGUCUUCACCUGAAGAGAUUCCGUAAUUCCCAUGGUUACACCAGGAAACUACACUACAAAGUCACCUUCCCAGAAACCCUGAACAUUUCUGAGAUCUUGACAGCAGAGGCACUGUCAGAACGUUAUGUACAGAGUGACAGCCAGUACAGUUUGUGUGCAGUCAUAGUGCACUCCGGCGAUGCCAUGUUUGGACACUACACAGCAUACGUUCGUCACAAGGACCAGAGCUGGUACUACGCUAAUGAUAGUUAUGUACGGCAGGUUAGCUGGAAGGAAGUACAGAACACCUAUGGAGGAAGUCAACGAGAAGACACAGCGUAUAUGCUGCUCUACAGACGAACCCCAGAGGGAAAGCAACAGGAGUGGUCCUCAGGCUGACGGAGCUAAAGGGAUAAAGAGUGGAGGCUGGAGACCAAACACAAGGUGCACUCACUGCAGGGUGAACUACCUAUCGGAGGGGUUGUUGUCUUCAUGUAGCAUUGAGGAUGUCAUUUAUCUUGAUGAUUUUCGCUUUAAAAUGAUGGGUAAUGGGUCAUUGUUUAUGUGCAAUUACAUGGAUUUGUUUAAGUAUAUUUGGUGGGGUGUGUAUAUGUUUUGAGGUUUUGUUUAUGCUGGAUACGUUGGACAUUCAUAGGGCAUUACUGAGCUUAGCCAAUAGGUGGAGGCAAACACCCUUCACCCUGUCAUUAGUACAGUCAUCCUGUAAGCUUCAGAGACCACACGUUCUGAAACCACUAUAAGACGGGUGGUUUGAAGAGUGUGCUGAGUUGAGGUAUUCUGGGGGAAAACCUGAAGAAGGCCAUUGACUCAUUGGUGAUAAUAUUUGCCUGACAUGGAAAAUAUGUGACUCACCUUGUUUCAGAACAAUUGGUUUAUGCAGUAGUUACCGGUACUCUGUUCUGUUUCGAUAUCACUACUGUCAACAGAGAAAUAAACUGUAAUUUUUCCAGGUAGCACCUGAAAA